CAUUCAGUUCAUAACAGACAGCUUUGACAAACGUUAGAGAAAAACCACCUCUCUUCUCUCUCUCUCUCUCUAUAUUCUUAGCUCCUAAAUUCCUUAACAACGACAACAACAAUGGACGCCAACGAGAGUUUGACAGCAUUAAAGAAGGCAUAUGCGGAUGUAAUCUUGAAUACAGUGAAAGAAGCGGCGGCUAGGAUAUUGGUUUCUGAGAGAAAAGCUUUACGUUAUCAGCAUGAACUUAAGGCUACUAAAGAACAGGGACUUCAGAUGCUUCUUCGGCUAAAGCAACUGUCGGCUUCUAAGGCUAGUGAAGCCGAGGUGACGAGUUUGAAUCAGCAGAGAAAGAUAAAAGAACUUGAGUCACAGCUUCAGGAAACCGAGGACAGAAAAAGGAAAGCAGAGAUGGGCUCAUGUAAUCAAAAGAAUAAAGUGGAAGAGCUUGAGUUACAACUUAAUGAAGCUGAGGAUAUUGUAAAUGAUCUAAGGCAAGAACUCAGACAAUUAGAAGCUGAGUUGCGCUCGUUAAAGAAGAGAAAAUUACAGCAACAAGAGGAGUGUGGUAAUUACAUUCAGGCUAAUGAUCAGGACACUUCAAAUGUAAAUGGGAUAUGUGAUUCUCAAUCAGCUAUUCAGUUCAACCUUCCUCCCCUUGUCUCAGAUGAACACACUAUACUCUCUCCUCCAACAGGCACACCAGAAAUAUCUUUUAACGACGUGAAAAAAUCUUGUGUUAAUAAAGCUAGUGUUCCUUCUAUAGUAUUAAAACAGAAUGAUCUUGAACCAUAUAGAAAUCGGCGCACACAACGCAUUCAUGCAUUUGAGGAGAAGCUGAUGGCUGGACAGUUGGAUUUCCAAUCUGGAGAAAGAGGGUCUAUGGGAGUGGUUACAGAAAGUGAUGCUCAAGUUGUUGAAACUAGUGAUUCUGAGAACACUUCUAAUAUUGAAGAGGUGAAUAUUCAUGAACCAGGGGCUCUGAACGAUAGUCUGCAGGUCUCAUCACCUAAUUAUGAUGUAGACCAGAAGAUAAAACCAGUAGAAACUCUCGGUAUUGACCAAACAAUUGACAACAGGAUUAUUAAAUAUACAUUCCAAAGGAAGCGGAAGAAAGAUAUGCAAAUGAAUCCUGUGGAAAUGAGAAAGUGCAGCACAAUAACUGAAUCCUCCUCUCGCGAUAGUAGGUGUGUAGAACAGGUUGCUCAUCAGCUUAUAUCUCUUUCGGAAAAGUAAUAGUAAUGGUAAAUGAAUAUGUUCCAUUCUGUCGGCUUUCUGUAUAUUGAGGUUGUUGAACUUGAAGGGAUAAGCAAUACAAACUGCAAUCGGGAAUGCUUAUAGUGUUUAAUUGAUUAGAGAAUUGUUGGUUAGAUAGAUAUUUUAUUUAUUUUAUGCAACUUAUUUUUAGUAAUAUCCCUCCCUUUUAAAAAAUUGACAUAUUUGAUUUUCUACCUA
Impatiens glandulifera is the source of this 1446-nucleotide messenger RNA. RefSeq lists its product as uncharacterized. The coding region runs from base 112 to 1227 and encodes 371 amino acids. The transcript has 5 exons. The record is from RefSeq and is a predicted model, not a curated record. Lineage: Eukaryota; Viridiplantae; Streptophyta; Magnoliopsida; Ericales; Balsaminaceae.